Molecule: messenger RNA, 739 nt
Organism: Medicago truncatula (barrel medic)
Lineage: Eukaryota; Viridiplantae; Streptophyta; Magnoliopsida; Fabales; Fabaceae
Exons: 1
Coding region: 103-588 (161 amino acids)
Source: RefSeq, a predicted model, not a curated record
UGAGGAAUAAGCAAAAAUCCUUAUUUACCCGUUUCCAACCCAUAAACACCAAAUUCAUAUCAAUUAUUAUCGGCAGAGUCAACUCAUUCCCCAACAAUUACAAUGUCCACCAGAACCUUGAAAACCUUCUUUCAAUUCUUCUCAACAUUCCUAUUCAUAUACCAUGCAACAGCCACAACCCUUCCCUCAGACAUCCACGACCUCCUCCCCGAUUACGGUUUCCCAAAGGGAAUCCUUCCCAACAACAUCGCCUCCUACACCCUCUCCCCAUCUGGUUACUUCACCCUCCAUCUCCAAUCCCCCUGUUACGUUCGCUUCUCCGGUCAAUUAGUCUACUACGACACCCUCGUCACCGGAACCCUCACUUACGGUUCCGUUUCCGGCGUGUCUGGGAUUCAGGCCAAGAUGCUCUUCAUCUGGCUCCCUGUUACCGGGAUGGAAGUUGAUUCCCCUUCUGGUAUGCUUCAAUUCUUUGUUGGAGCUUUGUCUAAGAAAUUACCGGCGAAUCAGUUUCAAGAUGUGCCUGGAUGUUCCUCCAAGGCUUGUAAAGAUUCUGCAACGAAAUACUUUGUGGAUCUUAUUGUGUGAAUCAACAGUUCCAUGUCUUUUUUUUUUUUUUUUUUUUUUUUUAUGUGGAUAAUCCAUACUUUUAUUCCUCUUUUCCUUCAAAUUUAAAUCUUUUAUGUGGAUAAUCUUAUAAAUGAUAUUUUGCGGUGUUAAUGAAAUUUGGCUUUCAUAU